AGCAAUGUUAAGAAUCAUUGCGGCGCUUGUGGUUGGCGUGAGUUACUAUCCGUUCUUCGCUUGUAUUUCAACUCAUCAACGGUUGCUCGGAGCUGUGCUUGGAACGAUAUUUUCGAUAAUAUGGUAGGUACUGUACGUUUGUUCAAUAAUUGAUGAGUUUCAUGCAGAAAGCCUUACCAGGAAGCGUGUUUAUUUUCUUAUUCUGAUAACUGUCGCUUGACCAGCAUAGUGAAACCAACCGACAUUUGCAAUUUCUAUUGCCUAUGUUACGAUUCAAUGUUUAAAAUAAAGAAACAAUGGGUGUUUCCAGCUAUAGACUAAAUUUUGAUCAAGGCAAGAAGAACGAAAUCCAACACCACAGCUAGAAUGAGCGUCUUAGAACGAGUUAAACGGCAAGGAUUGGUUGCUAAAUGUUGUAAAAUGAAGAAAAUAUAGCCCUGUGAAGUUUGAUAUAUUUGAUAUUACGCGCGGUAAAAGCAAAACUUUCGGCUCAAAAUGGUUAUUUUUCCCGCUCGUAAUGCAAAUAUAUACAAAAUUUGCGAACUUCACAGGGCUACAGUAUAUUUUCCUCAUUUUACAACAAUUCACAACCAAACUUUGCAAUUGUACUCAUUUUAAGAAUCAUCCAUUUCUUGUUCUGUUUUUUAAAGGUUCCUGUCGUAUCUGUUUCGAUUAAUCGACUGUGCGGACUCGCCUGAUAACUCGGUAAGAAAUGACAUAAUGAUCUCAGGCAAGUGACGUUUUGACAACGACAAACUGACAGAAACACAAUUUUUAAUCCAGUUUCUCAUCCGACGUCUGUGUUGACAAAAAUUGUGUUCGCACUGCUUGUUCCCAGUUGUUGUAACAAGUUUGGAACAAGUUGUAACAAGCUUGAUGGCAUUGUUAGAGUUGAAAUCUGCUGUGUUGGUGUAAUGUACUCAGGUGAAUAUCGCUUACUCGAACCGUCCUGACCGCGUAGCUCAGUUGGAAGAGCAUUGGGCUAGUAUUCCAAAGGUCGUAGGUUCGAAUCCCGCCGUGGCCAGGCAUAUUUUUCAAGCCUGCCCGGUGUGGAUAUACACUCAGAGUAACAUCACACAAACAUCUUAUUGUUAGACUUGUUACAAGGUUGUUCUAACAAGUCUGAUACAGUUACGAUAUAACAAGAAUGUUACAAGGUUGACGACACAAGGUUGUGUCAAUAUUGUUAUAUCAUGACUGUAUCGGACUUGUUGGAACAACCUUGCAACAAGUAUGACAAUAUCAACGAGGUUGUUACAACUAUUAAGAAGUUAUUCCAUAUUGUUAACAACUUGGGACAAGCAAUGCGAACACAAUUGUUGAAGACUUGUUGGCAGACUUGCUACAAGAUGUGAGAUUUUCACGAUUAUAACGUUUUAAUAUUGUUGUUUAGUACACAGUGGUAGAGUCAAUUUUGCAACAAGCGACAUCUGUAUUGUUUCAUGGUCUCCUGCUGCUCUCGUUUAUCCGUGUGUUGAUACGAUGUUUGAUCAGUAAAAGACGAGGCAUCGUUGUGGUAUGUUAAACAUUCACCAUUUCUCCUUUCUCUACAAGACACCGAUGAUUUAUCAAUGUGUAGUACAGACCUGGAAAAAACGGCGAGAUCUCGGGAUCUUGAGGAACAUUUGUCUUAUAGCAAGAAGAUUGAAUAUUUCAAUUUUUCAUACAUGCAUGCAUACUUUAUGAGAGAAUCUGAAUCAUUAUAUCAGACCUCCUUAUCUGUCAUUUGAGAUUGUGAAGAUAAAGAUAAGAUAAAUUAUCUAUUUUGCACUUGUGUGUUACAUGGAAAUAUUAUUUAAAGUUUAUUUACAAAAAAUAAGUGCUGGCCCCCUGUUAUAACCAUGAAGGCCAAUCGAGACAGGUGGUCAUUAAUAUAUUAUAAUACUAUUAUCUAAAGAGUGUCACAAGAAGGUGCAAACAAAGUCGAAAAGAUUAGAAAAAGUACACAAAGUACAAAACAAAACAAAACAAAACAAAACAAAACAAAACAAAACGAAACAAAACAAAACACAAAACACAAAACACAACAAAACACAAAACACAAAACAAAACAAAACAAAACAAAACAAAACAAAACAAAACAAAACAAAACAAAACAAAACAAAACAAAACAAAACAAAACAAAACAAAACACAACAACAAAACAAAACACAACACAACACAACACACACAACAAAACACACAACAAAACACACAACAAAACACACAACAAAACACACAACAAAACACACAACAAAACACACAACAAAACACACAACAAAACACACAACAAAACACACAACAAAACACACAACACACAACAAAAACAAGACAAGACAAGACAAAACAAAGCAACACAGUGAGACAAUGAAGUGUAGUUCAAUGUUCAAAUUUUCCAUCGUGUUUAUGCACUUUUGAGAAACAUUUGAAAAGGACAAAUUCAGGAUCCGAUGAACAUUAAACACUUUUCCCAGCUCUGUAUAAAUAUGGUAUUUACCAAACAAACAAUAUACACGCGUUUCUUUCCACUCCGUUUUAGUCGAAAGAUGAAUGGAAAGAGAAUUAUAAAUAUCACUACGUCAAAAAACUAUUGAAACCUGUUCCGAAAAGGUAAAUGGCCUAUACUUUCCACGAUUUACUCAUAUUGAUACGGAAUUCUUCUAAGGAUUUUCAUACUUUUCAAAUUUUUAAAAUUACAAUGUAUAUAAUGUGUUUAGCAACUCAACAAUGGCUGUAUUGAAUUGUUCUCUUUCUAGCAAUGAAACUGUGAUUGAGAUGAACGGUUUAAAAAAAAAAAUUGUCUCAAAUGUGUACAGAUGGAAGCCAGGUAUAGGAAAAAGUAUCAUGUUUAUCAAUUAUUCGACAAACAAGAAUAAUUAUCUUGAUAAUCAUUAGUUAUAUAAUCAUAGAAGAUAAUGAUCCGUGAUUAUGUUUUUGUUUCUUGUAGAUUUUAAAUAUUCAACGCGAAUUAUUUGUAUCUACAUUACUGGUGGCGCUUGCUUGUAUUUGGUAAUUAUGAUUGACUUGAAUAAGUCACAGGUCGUAGGUUCGAUUCCCACCGUGGCCAGGCAUAUUUUUCAAGCUUGCCCGGUGUGGCUAUACACUCAGAGUAACAUCACAAGCAUGAUCUACAGCAUAUUCCAAACCCUAACCCAAAUCCUAACGCCGCACAUCUUAUGACAAGGUUGUUGUUCCAACAACUCAACAAGUCUGAUAUCGUCUACACUUAACAAGUUGUUAGCAAGUUGAUGACAACAAGCUCGUAGCAACUUGUUACGAACAGUCUGUAUUAGUCUCGUUGGAAAACUUGUAGCAAGUCUGUUACCGUCAUCAACCUUGUAACAAGAUGAUAACAACUUGUUCCAGACUUGUCACAACAACUGGGAACAAGCAGUGCGAACACAUCCUGAUAUUAGCUUCACAACAACCUUGUAACAAUUUGUUUUCAGAUCUGUAACGGCCUUAUCUCGGGGCCCAUUUUCACUCAGGAAAAUUUUCCGCAGAAAGAAAAUUUUGUAAAAUGCGAUUGGCCGACACAAAUUUUCCGUCGGAAAUAAAGUUUGAAGUUGAAAAUUUUCAAACUUUUAAGUAUGAUAUUUUCGGAAAAUUCUCUGUCCGUGGAAAUUUUUCCUGAGUGGAAAUGGAUUCAAAUCUAUCCAUGUCUUCGACAGGUUAUCAUAUUUUACGCAAUUUUCGGUCGCUAUCUCAAACUGAUCGCAGAUGGCAUGGUUGACAUCUUAGAAACUGAAGGAAUCACCGGGGUGGACUGGGCCAAAGUCAAGGAUGGUAUUAAAGUAGUAAUAAGUAAGUUGUCUUUUUGUGUGUUUCAAUAAGCGUUAUGAGGUAAAGGUGGUCGUCGACCUCUAAACUAUUGAGACACUUAUAGGGGCAAGGAAAUUAAAUAUAACUAGAGGGACAUGCAUAAAUUAUACAAUGAGCUAAUUACAAAGCAUCAUCUGUUGUAUGAUCGUGCUUAGAGUCUACUUAUUUAAUACCCCCGCUAAUAAUCUACGCAAAUAAUUAUCUUUCCAAUGUCUACCAGUAUGCUGGAUGGUCGCAAUUGGUGUGGCAACUAUCAAAGACUUGGUUAUGAUCGCAAAUAUGUUAUCCUGGUAUAGGUAGGUUUAACAAUGAAAUGUUUAAUUGUAAGCAACAUGUGAACGACAUCGCUAACAAAAUCAUAUUCAUCAUUUUUUCAGAGGUCACGUACUUCGUUUGCAAAGAGGAGACAGGUCGUUCCUACCAUACAACAUAGAAAACCAAGAUCCCGUAAACAUUAUGGUAUGCUUUUUUAGAAUUGGUCAGCUUGAUCGAGCUAUCCAAUAUACAUAACUUUCAUUUCCAAUAUUUACACUGGAUCAACAAGAGAUGAUCCUUACUCCAGGAAGAACAGUUUGGAAGUCGUAGAACUAUCCAGGAUAAGUAUAGCCUGCGAACAGGCUCUCAAACUGAAUUGAGAGCCUGCAUCGAUGACUAAUGAAUUUGAAUACCUGCGUCUCAAAUCGUGAUGAGAAAAUUCUCAUUGGUCAGAUGCUAUAAUUUAUAUUAUUCCGCUGAGCUCUAUAUAUGUCAACUGCUAAGCACUAUGCAUAAAAAACACAUUAACUGAUAAAAUUGGUCUUGGCCAUCUUAUCUCAAAGCACGAAAUGUUCUGUUUUGAGAACACAGUAUUCAAAACAUUUAAACUUUUGCUUCAAUAUCUUAUAUUUCGAAAAACAGUAUAAACUGUACGGUCUAAAUUUAGUUUGCAUGGUCCAAAUUUAGUUUGCACGAAAGUUGUAAACAACACCAUAUAAGGAUAGACAUUCCAUGUUUGGAAAAAUGAACGUUACGGGGCAGAUAUUCAAAUUCAUUAGUCAUCGAUGCAGGCUCUCAAUUCAGCUUGAGAGCCUGUUCGCAGGCUAGUAUAAGUAGAGUUUAGUUUAGGACUUCUUCUGAAGUAAAACAAGAGUAAUGACGAGUUUAGAUGGGAAUGGUCGAACUCUUUUCUUGCGUUAUUCAGGUUGCAAGCUUUAAAUUCGCUGGUUAUCAAGCUGGAUACAUACUUUGGAGUAAGUUACAAGAUUUCAUGUGAAGAACUCUAAUGCUUAGGGUCCUUUCGUUCUAUUCUAUGUUUUCGUAAACAAGAAAAUUGAACAAUUUGGUGAAUGUGAACUCAUAAUUGUUUCUCUAGGUUUUCUGAUCACUCAUCUUGUGAUAUUUUUUAUCGUAACUGUCAUUGCCAUCGGGUUUGUUUGGCCUUUGACUUAUGGAGUAUCAUUUAAAGAUGCUCUUAUUCCGUCUAUAAUAUUAACGAUAUGGUAUGUAUUUUAAAAAAUAUUGGCUAUCUUUAUACGCGUAAUAUACGAUAAUAAUCAUUAUCAUCAUCAUCAUCACAAUUACCAUCAACCAGUAUCAUCACCAUCAUCUUCACAACCAGCAUCAGUACCAUCACCACCACUAUCUUCUUCAUCACCAUUACCAAAACCACCACCACCAUCAUCAUCAUCAUCACCCACCACGCCCAUCAUCAUCAUUUUCACCAUCACUACCACUAUCAUCAUCAUCUCAUUACAACCAUUAUCAUCACCAAUACAAUCAUCAUAAUUAUUAUUACUACCACACAGCCACCAUCAUUAGCAUCAUCACCAUCAUCACCAUAAUUUUCAUCAUCAUCAUCUUCAUCUCAUCACAAUCAUCUUCAUCACCAAUACAAUCAUCAUUACCACCACCACACAGCCACUAUCAUCACCACCACCAUCACCACCAUCAUCUUUAUCGCAACCAACAAUAUCAUCACCAUCAAUAUCAUCACCACCAUCAUCAUCACCACGUACCAUCAUCACCACGUACCAUCAUCACCACGUACCAUCAUCAUCAUCAUCAUCAUCACCAUCAUCAUCAUCAUCAUCAUCAUCAUCAUUAACAUCAUCAUCACAAUCAUCAUCAUCAGUAUCUCAACUUUAUAAAUAAAAUAAUGAUUUCUAAAUACAGGCCAACCUUUAUGAUCACAUUAAUAACAAUAAUAGCACAAAAACUGAUGGCAAAAUAUAUUUUCCUGCGAGAUUCUGGCGCUAUGUUGGCAUUAAAUAAUCGGUAAGUUAAAUAUUAAUAAAUAAUCGCUUUUACAACAGACUUAAUAGAACUGAUAGAGCUAUCCAGUAUACAAAACAGAGUCAGUUUAGUUUAAGUUGUCUUCCUAUAGUAAUACCGGAUCAAUCGGGAAUUUCUCUUACUGAACUUCUACAAAGAACUGUUUACAACUGAUAGAGAUAUCCAGUAUUAGUUUAGUGUACAGACUACAGUGUGUUCUUUCUCGAAGUGCAAACAUUAAAUCAUUUUAAAUGUUUUUCUUUAGGCGUCUAUUCCACAUUGCUUCAUAUUUCUUCUUCUUUCUCAACAUAUUUGUGGGACUUUUCUCUUGUCUAAUUCGGAUAGUUUACGCUAUUGUCCUCGGAGCGCUGUUUCUUCCUAGACUGCAGAAGAGCGCCUUGCCAAGGGACUGGGAAUUAUUUGAUCCAGGUAAGGUUGACAAGUUGUAAAAGGAUAAAUAAUACAUACAAUAUCAGCGGCUUGUGUCGGUUUGUAUUAUACAAGUUGGUUUGUAUCAGAUGUACAAGCUCUUACGACUCUAACAACUUUUCGUAGCGGGACGAAAAAGCACCUAUCCGAUACGAAAUGUACAACGUUCAGAAGCAGAGCGAAACAACAUCUCUCCUUUAAAAAUUUCUCCAAAAAUAGCGUUCCUAAAAGGUACCGAUAGGUGUUAUUUUCACGACGCUAUGAAAAGAUAUUCGGUAUAGUGUUAACAAAACCUAAUACGAGUCUAUCCUUGCAGGCUACAAAACCUAUAUUGGGUAUCUAUUCCUGGAGCACACGCAUACAAAUCCAAUCCUUUUUACAUUCAACCGUUUGAUGUGGGAAACCGUACAAAAAAUUGAUGAGAGCGAAACCAACAACCUCGUGAUUGAAAGCGUGCGCAAAGUGGACGGAAGUGUUCGCAAAGUGGACACACGCAAAGCAAGGAUCCGAUGGUUUGUUACAGUAACCUUGAUCAAUAAUCCUGGCCUUGUAGAAUUAAGAAGACGUGAAAUGCCGCAGCCAGAGAAGGAGAAAGGUCCCUGCCCCAUUAAACAGUUUACGACUAAAGUCGCGCGAAAGAUUGAGACAAUACGAGAAAAUUGCCAACAUAAACACGAUACGGAAUUCUAAUGGUUUCAUUUCGACACAAAUGCAUGUUUAGUUGCAACUUAUUCAGUUCAAGCAUCGAAACUGAGGGACUGUUUACUGUACAUGAUCUCGGGACGAGAUGUGAGGAGGGAUGAUUUUGAUGUGUUGAAAUAAGUCAGGGUGUACUAUUCAAGCAAAACUACAUUAUUUUUCUGGCGAUAGAUUAUAAUAUGAUUGUAAGGUUGUUCAAGCAGCAUCUGUUUAAUUACGUGGUUCCCCACAAUAUUCCUAUACAUUCAUUUUGUUAUGCGCUUAAUUAAUAAUUUGCAACAAAUAUUUAAUGAAGACGAAGUAACGAGAGCAAGAAUAUUGAAGGAACUUGGAAAACAGAUUUCAACGAGUGUUAAUUUCGUAUUACUUGACCUUCAAUGCAUGCCAAGGACAUGACACAUUCACCAAUAUCGAUUAUUUAUAAAAUAAUUAUUUUUGUAAAAUACAGGCAUUUGAGAAUUACAAUUAGUUGC
Molecule: messenger RNA, 7652 nt
Organism: Paramuricea clavata
Lineage: Eukaryota; Metazoa; Cnidaria; Anthozoa; Malacalcyonacea; Plexauridae
Source: the annotation of a GenBank genome assembly